GAUAUUUGGGGGUUUAUGCUCCUGUACUUGUGACCCACCAGUCCCAAGAUGUUCCAGGGGUGACGCCGGCUGAAGUCUCUGCUGUAGCUGAGGGCGAGGGAGACCACGAGAAAGAUGAUGAUGGAGCUGAGGUAGGCCCCCAGGCUGGUCUGCACCGCAUCUUUCACCACGCUGGAGAAGGUCAUUGUCCAUGGAUACAGAAGACAAGAUGGAACCCUACCAAAGAUUCAUUCAAGAGGGAAAAGAUGUUGCCAGACAAGGCGACAUGAACCAAGCGCUGAAGUGUUUCAAACUGGCGUACAACAUUCACCAGAGUGAAGAACUUGAAAGCCGGAUAAAGACAAUUGAAGAACUUCUUGCUCAGAAUGACUCAGAGGAAGAAGAUGAAGAGUUUGUGAAUGUUAACGGCAGCGGCUUAAUGCUUUUCAAAGAGAUGUAUGACAAGCUUUAUGACUACCAAAUAAAUGGAGUCACCUUCUUGUACAGUCUCUGCAGAGAUGGACGUAAAGGUGGAAUCUUGGCAGAUGACAUGGGCCUUGGUAAAACCAUCCAGGUGAUAUCAUUCCUCUCAGGCAUGUAUGACAACGAGCUGGCUAAGCACACACUGCUGGUCAUGCCAACUUCUCUCAUCACAAACUGGACCAAGGAGUUUGCCAAAUGGACUCCUGGCAUGAGGGUGAAAGAGUUUCACGGAUCGAGCAAGGAGAGGACCAUGAAUUUGGAGAAAAUUCAAAGGACAAGUGGUGUUAUCAUCACCACGUACACUCUGCUUAUGAAUAACUGGCAGCAAUUGUCAUCUUACAAUGGCAAAGAGUACAUGAUCCUAGAUGAGGCACACAAGAUAAAAUCCUCAACUACCAAAACAGCCAAAAGUGCCUACGCCAUUCCUUCAAAAAACAGAGUUCUCCUAACUGGCACUCCAGUCCAAAACAACCUGAAGGAAUUGUGGGCUCUCUUUAACUUUGCUUGCCAAGGGACUCUCUUAGGCACAGCUAAAACCUUCAAAACGGAGUAUGAGCACCCAAUCACCCGGGCCAGAGAGAAGGACACCACUCCAGGGGAAAAGGCCCUCGGGUCUCGAAUGUCUGAGAACCUCAUGGCCAUAAUCAAACCCUACUUCCUCCGCAGGACAAAAGCAGAAGUGCAGAAAAACAAUAAGAAAGGCCAACUUCCUUGUAAAGAGGAAUAUUCAGAGACCAAGGACGGCAAAGUCCAAAAUAUUCCAAAAGACUCUGGCGCAGUCAUGCCAACACUGACUAGAAAGAACGACUUAAUUGUCUGGAUUUACCUUAGUCCUGUUCAGGAAGAUAUUUACAGGCAGUUCCUUUCACUUGACCAAAUCAAGGAGCUGCUCAUGACAACCAGAUCACCUCUAGCUGAACUGAACAUAAUGAAAAAGUUGUGCGACCAUCCAAGACUGCUCUCUCCUGCAGCCAUAGCCAAGUUAGGCUUAGAAGAAAGCACAGCUCAAGGUCAGCAGAACGAUAACAUGGAGACAGGCACAUGCACCAUCGCCAACAUUCCAGACGAGACCUUAAUAUCUGAGUCAGGGAAGCUCGUCUUUCUGUUUGCACUUCUCCAAAGGCUCAGAGAAGAAGGUCACCGCACGCUUGUCUUUGCUCAUUUCAGGAAAGUGCUCGACAUCAUCGAGCGCAUCCUGGGCAACAGAGGCUUCAAAGUAUUGCGAUUGGAUAGCACAAUAAUUCAGCUUGCAGAGAGAGAAAGGCUAAUCACUAAGUUCCAGACAGACAAAAGCUACUCUGUCUUCCUCCUGACCACCCAGGUUGGAGGGGUUGGUAUCACUUUGACGGCAGCAAACCGAGUCGUGAUCUACGAUCCUAGCUGGAACCCAGCAACAGACGCCCAGGCUGUUGACAGGGCUUAUCGCAUUGGGCAGAGCGAAAAUGUCGUCGUUUACAGACUGAUCACCUGUGGCACAGUAGAGGAGAAGAUCUACAGAAGGCAGGUCUUCAAAGACUGUCUCAUUAGACAAAAUACCGGGGACAAUAAAAACCCUUUUAGGUACUUCAGCAAGCAGGAGUUGAAAGAGCUCUUCCUCCUCGAGGACACAAGGUCCUCAUCCACUCAGCUGCAACUUCAAUCCCUGCACUCCAGACACCGAAGGACAGAUGCUGAACUGGACGAACACAUUGCCCAACUCCACACCAUGGAGAUUUUUGGGAUCUCUGACCAUGACCUCAUGUUUUCCCUCGAUGUCAACCACGAUGAUGACCCUGAAGACCAAGAGGCCCAUCACUACAUUGAAGGGAGAGUGCAGAAGGCCCAGGAGCUGAUGAAGGCUGAGUCAGAGUUACAGAUGCAGAUGGCAGAAAGUUUGACAUUAAACACAGAACCAGCCUGGCUCAGACAACCAGCGGACAACCACAUCAGAGAGCGGACUCGUGAGAAAAAACCAAGAAAUCCAAAACCAAGUCCUUCCCAUCCACAGCAUGAUAGUAACUCUAACGGGUCACCAGUCAUGAUGGAGUUGGACCAGUCUGGUUCUGAUGAGGAGGACGGCCAACAUAAUCUGAGAAGCCAUGUUAUUGAUCUUACUGCAGAUAAGGGUGUGUCAGAAGAACAUCCUUUCGUAGAAGUAAGCCAGAACAAGCUUGUUGAGCAGAACCUUUAUUCCCCAAAACACGUGUCUGUUAAUCAGGAGAGGAGUUACUCGGUAGCCGAUGAAUCCCCCUCUCCGGAGGUGAUUGAAGAGUUUCUGGUGGUCUCGGAUACCAGUGAUGCUGAAUUAGGUGAAAUGGCAGACGAACAACUUUCAAAUGAAACUUCACACGCAAGAAACGUUUCCAAGACAGACUUGGGCCUCUCACAUUUAACAGCCCUGCAGAAUAAAAUACUUUCUGUCUUGCAAGCUUCCACUUCAAGCUUCAAAGCAGACACAUCAUCCAACAUCAGCACAGGGCUUGAUUCCUUUGGAAGCAACUUCAAUGUACAGCUUGAAGAUAGUGACAUGCUCUCAGACCACGAUCAACUGGAUAAUCUGGAAACUGAAGAAGAGGAGAGGGAGCUGCUGUCACAGCUGCAGAUGGAGGGGAGUUUUAUCAUGAAUACAUUUCUUCCUGAGAAACAACAUAAGAAAGCAGUCAGCCAAAGCUUCAACGGCAACAGCUCUGUAAUGGACAAUUCAAUGGAUAAUUCCAUUGUGACUAAGAAGAAUAAAAGAGCAGCAGUAAUUGAGUCCAAACAGGAAAUGACCAGCAACAUGGAGGAGUCGACCAGCGAGCCCGAGCUAGCCUCCGACGAACAAAUGGAUCAGUGCACGUCUGAUGGAGUCAAAUUAAGCAGUAACGGCAUCCUGUCCGAGGAGGAGAGCUUCGAAGCCCUGGUCAGGAGAGGGAAGGAGUACCAGAGCGAAGGCAAGCCUGUCGACGCAUUGAGCUGCUUCCUCAGAGCUAUCGACAUCCAACCUGGAGAUUCUGAAGUUCAGCUCAUGACCAUCCAACUGUACCGGCAGCAGAGCCAGAGAAGUUAACAAAGCAAUCCUGAUACGUAAAAAAUAAACCUGAACCUUAAAUGAUACUGUUAGAAUAGACAGAGGACAAUCUGGACAACAAAACCAAAAGUGUGUCUGUUUUUAAAGACUUCACACAAGGCAACUACAAAGAGAAAUACAGAAGUACAAAUAUUUUAAGUUUGAGUUAUUGAUUUGUUUUGCUAGCUGGGUUCAGGAUAGCAUUUAUUGAAAAGCACCUGGUUACUAUUCCGAGUUUAGGGUUAACUGUUGAUUCAUAUCAUAUUUAGUGUCCUGCACUUGUUUCUUCCUAAAAGGGUUCAAAUCAAAAUGUUGCUAGUAAAGUUGUUAUAUUUCCUAUCUAGAAGAAAAAUACAGAAUAUCACUAAACUGAUUCUUUAACAGACUGUAUAUCCAUUGAUUUAAUAUAACCGUUGAUUUACAAAAAACUAUGUUGUAACCUUGUAUAAAGUGUCUCUUCCUGAAAGAGCUGAAAUUAA
Messenger RNA from Gymnodraco acuticeps, 3969 nucleotides. RefSeq names its product DNA excision repair protein ERCC-6-like. The record is from RefSeq and is a predicted model, not a curated record. Gene Ontology annotation, molecular function: protein binding; ATP-dependent chromatin remodeler activity; DNA translocase activity. NCBI's taxonomy places the organism in Eukaryota, Metazoa, Chordata, Actinopteri, Perciformes, Bathydraconidae.